AAAAGCAAAUGACCAUAUCAAAACAAAGACUCCUCCCUAUUCAGUAAAGCGUAUGGUCAGUCACUACCUGAGUCAGACAUCACAUACAUUCACGGAGGAACAGUCAAAGCUAAUUCUCCUCUUAAAGCAAGAAGGAAAAUGGUAUCCCAGAAACUUCAAAUCCUGGGCCUUGUUCUGGCACUGAUUGGCUUUGUGGGCACCAUCGUCAUCUGUGGUUUACCAGCAUGGAAGAUGUCGGCUUUCAUCGGAGCCAACAUUGUGACUUUCCAGGUCUACUGGGAAGGCUUAUGGAUGGAUUGCGUGGUUCAAACCACAGGCCAGAUGCAGUGUAAGGUCUAUGAUUCCCUCCUUAUUCUUCCUAUACAUCUGCAGGCAGCUCGAGCCUUGAUAGUCGUUGCCAUAGUUGUUGGAAUCUUUGGAAUUAUCGUCACCAUCAUCGGCGGCAAAUGCACCAAUUUUGUACAGGAUGAGAGUACUAAGGCUAAGAUCUCCAUCACUAGUGGGAUCAUCUUCAUCAUCACAGGGAUUCUCAUUCUUAUUCCAGUGUGCUGGACCACAAAUGCUGUUAUCAGGGAGUUUUACAACCCUGCCAUCACGGAUGGCCAAAAGAAGGAACUGGGACCCUGCCUUUAUAUCGGCUUCGGAUGUGCUGCACUUCUCAUUGCUGGUGGAGCCCUCCUCUGUAGCUCAUGUCCUCCAAAUGAUGACACUCUCUAUCAUGUGAAAUACUCUCCGGCCAAAUCUACAGUGAGCAGCAGCAAGGUUUAUGUAUAAGACGGACAAACAUUCGGUUUUCAGUCACUUUAGUGGACUGGUAAAAUGAUCAGAUAACUUAAUCAAAGAACCUCUUAGCACUAUCCAGCGUGUAUUAGCCUAAAGUCUAUCAGUGGUAUUCAAAGUGCUACCAGAAAUGUGAAUAAUUUCAAUUAUAUAUAAAACAUCAUCAAGCAACAUCAUGGGCUUUUUUGCUGACCAACAAAGAAUUCUGAACAAAAUCAAAAAUAGUAAAUUGUAAUCAUUUUCUUUUAAGCUAUUUUGUAGAAUCUCACAAGCAAUAAUUAUAUUUGAAUAAUUAUUAAACACAGCAUGGUGCAAUGAAUUUCACAAUAAUAUAACAAUGUUUAAUUAAUAUUUAUUACAUAUAUUAGGGUUUUUUCAUUUGUUAAUGAUUUGGUGUUAUAUACUGAUAAAUUACGAAUGUAUGUCGGCAUGCUCUGUGCUGAGCUCGUGAUAUCUUUUGUUCUUCUUCUGUUCUGUUCUGAUAAACAUGUUCUGAGCACGGACACUAUGGGACAUAAUUUCACUUUGUGAAACCCGUCAACCGCCACUUCUGUUCUCUGCUGAUACCUUUGUCUGACACCUUUGUCUCUGCAGAUAUUGCGUAACUCAGAAUACUACACCUUUUAUUUUGUGUAAAUACUCCCUGUCUGCCUCAGUAAAGAGGUUUGCUACUCAAACACUGACUUUGUGUUUCUUUGGCACUCUCUUCCCCUGCUGGUACAGAAGUUGUGGCAGCAGCACAAACACAGACUUCGUCCUGAUUCUAAGUGAACCCAGGAAAAUCUAUUCUAUACUGUAUUUGUAAAAUAGGCUUGGAUGUUUGAAAGGAGCUAUAUUAUAUAUAUCUAUAUAUAUAUCUAGAUUUUCAAUAUUAUGGUUAUGUUCACACCUGCAUGUGAGUUUGAUUUUAUGUGAUUCUGCAGAAAUCCUAUUUAAUUAAUCUGGUGUAAUUUAUGUUAAAAUCAGAACUAUAAGAAAUUAUAUGUUUUUGAUAUUUGGGCUUCUCUAGAAGCAGUGAAUAUGCAUCAGAUUUUUGUGUUCAUGAAGCAAUCAAACUUCUGUAUUUUAACAAAGUAUUGCAAACGCCUUUGGAAAUAAUAAGGCUGUUUUUGUCAGUGGAAAUCAUUAAAUCGUUACAUUACAGAGUCAUA
This is a messenger RNA of Pangasianodon hypophthalmus (striped catfish), 1931 nucleotides long. Its product is annotated as claudin-4-like. Gene Ontology annotation, molecular function: structural molecule activity. Bases 139 to 774 code for a protein of 211 amino acids. Lineage: Eukaryota; Metazoa; Chordata; Actinopteri; Siluriformes; Pangasiidae. The record is from RefSeq and is a predicted model, not a curated record. The transcript has a single exon. Gene Ontology annotation, biological process: cell adhesion; bicellular tight junction assembly. Gene Ontology annotation, cellular component: plasma membrane; bicellular tight junction.